ACCAACACGACAAGACCAUCAACCAACUGGUUUAGCAUGGCCACUGAACAGGUGCAUCCUUUGCGCAUCACCAAAAACACACCAAACACAUCUCCCUCCAAGAUGCCGAGCGGGAUCCCUCGCCCGCUGUCGGAGCUCUCGCCGACCGAGAUGCGGCGAAACUCCCCCAGCUGGCACAAGCCGUCCAACGGGUCUCCCAAGAAGUCAGGAAACCCCGAUUCUUCACCAUUCCAGUCAUCGCCGCUUGAGUCUGUGUCGUCCCCACGACUGUUUUGGCAGAACCGCAACUCGGAAAACUUCUAUGGACGAGGAGGCUCCCCAUCCCCAAACCGCCGCUCCUCGAUCGAGCGUCUCCAGAGAGCUUCUCGAGUCAGGAACAGUAAUAUUCUGGCUCUUGAGCAGAAGCAGGAAUAUGAUCCUACUCGGAUUCCUCAGAUUGAAAGACCCCUCGCUAAGGUCCAAGGGAACGCUUUCGGAUCGACUGGCUCAUUCCGAGCUUCCACAAACGAACGCCCAUCUAUCACCCACACCCGAAGCGAAAGCAAGACGAGCAUUCCCACCAUGAGCCCAACCAAAUCUUCCAUCCCCCAGUCUCUUGGAUCACCGAACCGCCCCCUUACCCCGAGUCGAGACCAAGUAUCGCCCACAAAGUCGUCUCUCUCACAUCGAUACAAGAGUAGCUUCGACAUGGAGACGGGCACCUGGUCUGCGGACUCACCCGGCGACGACCAUGAGCUGCCUCCGGGACGUUCGCUGCAUCGUCAUGCGAAGAGCGUGACUUUUGACGCUGCACCUCCCCAGAUCAACGAAUACGAGAUGGCGACUCCUGAUCUUUCAUCCAUUGGCACCAACUCUCGGGAAGGAAGUUAUGAGUCUGACGACGACGAUGAUGACGACGUGCUCUACGACCCUGGGCACGUUGAUCUUGAGGGUGAUAGCUUCGAUGCGUCGCUCGAGGACACGGAUAAGACUCCUGUUGUUGGCCCUGACGACUGGAGAGGAGAGAGCCCCCUGGUGCACCGCGAUGGACCUCGCGAAUAUGAUGGCAGCCCUAUGCCUGAAAACGCACCUUCUGUUGCAUCUGCCGGCCGUCCAGCACACAUCCGCACUGAUUCUUGCACCUCCAGUGGCGAGCACCGGCCACUACCGCCUCUCCCUGGAUUCAUUAGCCACUCGCGCAACAACUCUGCCCCUUCCUCUCCCGCGUCACCUGGACUCUCAGCGACGGCAGAGCGGAUGCUUGGUGCGCAUAGAAAUCUGCCGUCUCCCCCUCCUGCCUCUGCCACCAGCAAGUCCGACAUCCACAAUAUUGGCAACACCAGAAUGUCUCUGGAAGAGCGACUUCGACUUAUGAUGUUGUCUGACGACAAUGAUGGCAAGAGCGCCGCGGUGCAACAGCGCGAGCGACGCCUUCGUAGGGCUCAUGGCCGUGAGCGACUGAGCAGCCCAAUUUCCGAGCCUGAAUCAACCAGGAGCAUGACCGAGACCCUUGAGGGCGAUGAUGCUGACGCUGUUGGCGACAUCUCUGCCCUGGAGGACUACCAGCUUCCUCCUCGCAUCUCUCGUGAUUCCAUCAUGCGCAAGGUCAACAAUGGAACCAAGACUCCUGAUCAGGACAAGGACUACAUUUUCUCGUCUCCUCCUGGUUCGCGAAGCCCCAGCAGGAGCCCUGAGCGACAGAUUCCUUUGGAUCCUGAUGUACCUAUUCCAUCCACCGAGGACUCUAUGGACGAGCUCUCGGAUGAGGAAGGUGGCAGUGUCAUCAUUACCCGACUUCCUGAGAAUGAGAUUGACUUCUACGAGGACUCCGACUUGGACUUUGACGAGGACGAGGAGCUCGAGGAGGACAUGCUCCACGCACCUGUGGAUACUGACAGCGAGAGCCACUACUCUGAGUCUGAACCGGCGCUGCCAACUCCAACUGCCGAGACCGCCAAGGCUGAAGAGGUUGUUGAGAAGGUGACCGAGAAGGUUGUUGUUGAAGAGGUUCGAGAUGAAGUCACAACUCCUCGUGCCACCACCCCUACUCUGCCACGUGGUUUGGAUGAAUCUCUCCCAUCCUUCAACUCAGAUGGCAAGGAUGCUUCAUUCUCGCGAGACUUUGAGUCAUACAUGCUCCCUGAGCCCGAGCCACAACCUCAACAGGAAGAGUCUGUCAAGGAGGACAAGAAGGUCGAGCCAGAGGCUCCCAAGAUGGCCGAUGCCCAUGCUUUCUUGCAAAGACCAUUCACUCCUGAGCCACUUUCGAAGCCAGAGUAUGAUGGCACUGGAUGGGGUGAGCCCGAGGAUGAGUACGAGGACGGUCCCAGCACCCCAGAGUCGGUCAUCCAUCAUCCCGUUCCCGCCGAUGUAUCUGAGGACGAGGAGCCCCAGGUGAAGAUCUCGCCUGCUAUUCCUGAGCGUUCCGCUACUAUCAAGGCAACGGGUGGCUCAAAGCUCAAGACCCGACUCUCAAAUACACCUUCCGACAUUGCUUCGAUGCGAGAAGCCCGUCGACAAGUCAGCAUGGAGGUGCCCGUCGUCCCACCGAUCCCGGACAAGCAUAGCAAGCGAUUGUCCAAGGACAUUAACAGCGGUCUCUUGCUUACCGGCGAUGAGUUUAUCGAACGACACCCCAGUUUCAAGAACCGCAGCUUGACGUUGGAUCUUGAGCUCGGACUCAGCCUAGACAAAGACUUUGAGAGAGUCAUUGAGGCACAAAAGGUUGCUUUUAACGAUUCCUAUGUUCAACAAUCCCUUCUCGAUAAUUACAGCCCCAGCAGACAAGCGUCUACUGCCACCAAUCAACCUCAGACUAAAGAACUGAAUGCUAACGUGACUCGUCGUCAGCGCGGCUACCUCAUGCGACAAAACACGAAGCUUGUCACCGCCAGUGACAAGGACACGGACGAGCCUCGAGGCGCCCGAUCGGCCGGUAACUCACCCGUUAAGCAGGAUCGCCCCAUGUCAUGCAUCGUCGAGCCCUGGAACAGCAAACCGCGCCCUAGGAGUGUGCGGAAGCGCGUGGGUGGUAGUAUCGGCCCCGCUCCCCCACUGCCCGGACAGGAGAGCAAUGCGACAGCAGUUACCCAGGCUCCCGAGGAAGACUUUGGUCUCGAGAUGGCGACGCCAGACAGCGGAGAGAGAGGUCGUCUGUUUGUCAAGGUUAUGGGUGUCAAGGACCUUGAUCUUCCCCUUCCAAAGAGUAAGUUGCCACCCUUGAGCAUUGAAAGACCAUAUCUAACAGAAGCAGAUGAACGUACCUGGUUCAGCCUCACUCUGGACAACGGCGUGCACUGCGUGACGACCGCAUGGCUUGAGUUGGCGCGGAACGCACCCAUCGGCCAGGAGUUUGAGCUUGUUGUUCCCAACGACCUUGAGUUCCAGCUGACUCUCAACGUCAAGCUUGAGAAGCCAGUUGAGCGUGCUCGACCACCACCUCCUGCUGCCAAGGUGCACAAGCACAAGACGUCAACCUUCAGCAGAGUGUUUGCGUCACCCAAGAAGCGCAAGGAGCUGGAGCUCCGUCAGCGAGAGGAAGAGGAGCGCGCUCUGCAAAUGCAAAGAGAUGCACAAGUCAAGCAGCAGCGUACUGGUCCUCCCACAGCGUAUGAGCUUCUAUCGCCUCUAGCUGCGGAGGACGGCAGCUUCGCUAGGGCAUAUGUCUGCCUUCGAGAGCACGAGAACCGAUGCUUUGGCCGGCCUUACAUGGCCGAGGUUGCCUGCUUCAACGAGUGGGCCACCGAGGAGGCUGGAUUCGCAUCCAGCGUCAAGAGCAAGCGUGGAAACACAGCAGUUGUGCGUCGCGCUCCUUACAAGGUUGGCAAGCUUGAGCUCCAGCUUCUGUUCGUCCCCCGACCCAAGAACGCGACGGAUGAGGAUAUGCCUAAGAGCAUGAACUCGUGCAUUCGAGAACUCAAGGCUGCUGAGGAGAGAAUGUCCCGCAACUGGGAGGGUCAUCUGAGCCAGCAAGGUGGCGAUUGCCCUUACUGGCGCCGUCGAUAUUUCAAGCUUGUUGGCACCAAGCUCACUGCUUACCAUGAGGCGACCCGGCAGCCUCGAGCAACCAUCAACCUGGCUAAUGCCAAGCGGUUGAUCGAUGACCGUCGAGCGUUGACGGAGAAGGAGACAACGGGUAGAGGCGGUCGACGACGCCGCUCAGCCUUUGCGGAAGAUGAAGAGGGCUACAUGUUUGUUGAGGAGGGAUUCCGUAUCCGAUUCAACAACGGCGAGCUCAUCGACUUCUACGCAGAUACGGCCGAAGACAAGGAAGGCUGGAUGAAGGUGCUCGCCGACGUUGUCGGCCGCGACAGUCCUGAAGAUGACCCCUCGGGCCCACGGGCAAGAUCCAAGUGGUGCCAGCUGGUUCUUCGACGAGAAGAGCAACUGCGCCGACGGGCAUCGGGACGCCGAGUGAACUCACGACCUAAGAGCAUGUUCCUCUAA
This is a messenger RNA of Fusarium vanettenii 77-13-4, 4425 nucleotides long. RefSeq lists its product as uncharacterized. The transcript has 4 exons. Gene Ontology annotation, molecular function: GTP binding. The record is from RefSeq and is a predicted model, not a curated record. The annotation marks the transcript as partial. Lineage: Eukaryota; Fungi; Ascomycota; Sordariomycetes; Hypocreales; Nectriaceae.